GACUGGCAGACCUCGUUUAUGACUCGAAAAAGCUUACCCUCAAAAAGGCGCCCCUAUCAUGAUGCUCUUCCAGCAGGUCUAUCUUUACUUUGGGACGCAGUGACAUGAGAGCAGGACAUCGGUUCUGACUAAGAAGGGGGAUGAACAACUCUCCGCCUGGAUUACGGUUGCUCAGGCCUCCAACGGUGAUAGGCCAGUUCCACACAUUGUUUUUCGGCUCUGUGCGUACGUUUUUCCUUGGGGUUCUUGGAUUCGCCGUCUAUGGCAAUGAGGCCCUGCAUUUCAGCUGUGAUCCGGACAAAAGGGAAUUAAACCUUUACUGUUACAACCAGUUCAGGCCUAUAACACCUCAGGUAUUCUGGGCAUUGCAGCUAGUCACUGUCUUGGUACCUGGAGCUGUGUUUCAUAUUUAUGCUGCAUGUAAAAAUAUAGACCAGGAGGAGAUCAUUCGACAGCCGAUGUCCACAGUCUUCUACAUAAUCUCUGUCCUAUUACGAAUCAUUUUGGAAGUCUUAGCAUUUUGGCUUCAGAGCCACCUCUUUUGUUUCGUGGUUGAAUCGACUUACAUGUGUGAUGCCAGUGCUCUUGCAAAGAUAUACUACAUCACAAAGUGUAUGGUCCCUCAACACUUUGAGAAGACCAUCUUCCUCAGUGCGAUGUACACCUUCACCAUCAUCACCCUACUCCUCUGUAUUGCUGAGAUUUUUGAGAUCCUGUUUCGAAGACUGGGCUAUUUAAACCAGCCAAUGACUUGAGAAUUUAGAAAAUUUUUGAGUGAUGAUUCCACAUUGUUAUUUUUGUUUGUUUCUUGAAUGGGUCUUCGUACAACCGGAAGGACUUAAAGCGACAUAUCUCUGCUUUUUUCGUAGACACAGGAAGAGCUACUUUUAUUAUUAUUUGUAUUUUUGUUAAGAAUUGUCCAUUUAUAGACUUAUAAUAGCCAGCCAAAACUACUAAUAUUUAUAAGCAAUUAUUAUUCAUACAAUAUAAUUUCAUGUUUAACAUAUACUUGAUAUUAAAGUACAACACAAAUUGCAAGUUCUAUUUUGACACAUUUUAUUAGCAUAAUUAUUGAUUGUUUUGAAAGGAAAGAAGAGAGAAAAGGUUGAGAACAGGCAAAUAAAUAUUAUUUUUGGGACCGUAAUUGAUUGGUCCAUGGAAAUAACAAUCUUUACAUCACAACCUGGUCACAUCCAUGGACAUUGAUAGUAUGCAUUGAUAGUAUGAUGAUGCAGUUGAUUUCCAUAUAGUUUUUGAGUCCAUUUGAGAAUAAACUUGGGUGUUUGUUGUAUUUGAUUCUGUUUGUUUUUAUCAGGCGUCCAUCCAACUUUUGUUAUUAUUCUCAGCUAUUUAUUUAAUCUCAGGUACAAAAUGACAAACUGUGAACUAUUAUUUUCAGGCAGAGGGCUACUGUCUACACUUGAGAAAACUGCGUUUGAGUUUUGACUGUUUGGCCUGCAUCUCUUCACAGUUGCCCUUCCACCGUUUUAGAGCUGUUUGAGUAAUAGUUUUUGUUUGUUUAGAGGGUUGAUCAUUUAUAUUUGUUUUUAAUCACCAAAUUUCCAUGGGAUUUAAGAUAUCAUUAUGUAAUAAAAAAUCUUCAGAUAGGUAAAAGAGUUGGUGCAUACAGUAUAUAAUGACUGACAUAAUGUAUAAUCAA
Xyrauchen texanus (razorback sucker) is the source of this 1660-nucleotide messenger RNA. It is a transcript of the gene gje1a, whose product is annotated as gap junction protein epsilon 1a. Bases 141 to 755 code for a protein of 204 amino acids. Gene Ontology annotation, biological process: cell communication. The record is from RefSeq and is a predicted model, not a curated record. Gene Ontology annotation, cellular component: connexin complex. Lineage: Eukaryota; Metazoa; Chordata; Actinopteri; Cypriniformes; Catostomidae. The transcript has 4 exons.